This is a messenger RNA of Glarea lozoyensis ATCC 20868, 1191 nucleotides long. RefSeq lists its product as uncharacterized. Bases 1 to 1191 code for a protein of 396 amino acids. NCBI's taxonomy places the organism in Eukaryota, Fungi, Ascomycota, Leotiomycetes, Helotiales, Helotiaceae. The transcript has a single exon. The record is from RefSeq and is a predicted model, not a curated record.
AUGCAGGCACGCCCGGAGAUCUGGAGAAAGGACGACGAUUGGAGUACAAUUAAGGAACAUGAUGAAAGAAAAAAGCGCCAAAAUCGACUCAAUCAGCGAGCUUAUAGAAAGAGAAACGAGAAAACAGAAGCUGAUGAUGGAAAACCCCGCCCAUUUAAAGUUGAGCGUUUUCGAAUCUCGGAACUGUCAACACCCUCGCGUGAGGAUAAAUCUCAGGAACAAUUACUUCGAGCGGACAAGACUUUGAAAGAAAGAGAUAACAAUUCCCGUAUCAAGACAGCAGUAGUGGCGAAGUUGGCUCCGGGGGCAUCAACAACGCCAUUGGUCGAGCUUGAAGUUGAUUCUCAAGAACUAUUUGAAUCAUUUCUGUCGGAUCCUCCAGAUAUAACACCACUUUCCGCAGCAAUCAUUGCUUCGAUCCGCUCCACAACUCCGCCUUGCAUAGUUCAACCAAUCGAGUUCCCUUUAUCAUCCGAUCACUUGAUACAUCUCAUCCACUACAACGUUUACCGGGCACUUAUAACCAAUAAGCAGCUCUUAAAAUCCCGAACGUACUUAACAAAACUAGACAACCAACUAGUUUACCCGUCUCAUCUCGACUUAUGCGAAGGUCUCUCGUUUCUUCUACCAAAGGAACAAGCUUCCCUUCCUUCGAACCUGGAACCGACGGCAGUGCAGAUGAAUGUACCGCAUUCAUCAUGGCUGAACAUGUUUCCAUAUCCGAAAAUUCGAGAUAAUCUUAUUGCACGACAGUAUCAUUUCAAUCAACUUGAUCUGUGCAAUGAUCUUUGGGGAGAAUGGUUCAUAGCUGAUCUUGGGAACUUGGUUACGCCAAGACAGCCGACUCCUGAGGACGACGACGAUGUCACAGCUGGGAGAACCGGAAUGAUUGUCUGGGGUGAUAGUUGGGAUCCAGCAGGCUGGGAGGUUACCGAGGCGUUUGUGAGGAAAUGGGCUUGGGUUGUGGAGGGUUGCGAGGAGAUAUUCGCUUCGACGAAUGUUUGGAGGGCAAAGAGGGAGUUGGCACCACUUGAUUUUUCGGCUCUUCGAGUGUCUUCGCCUGUGUCGGUCGAGAACUCUGAGUAUGAAACACAGGUAUCGACGGGUUCGUGGGAGGAGAUUUUGGAUUCUCAGCAGGGUGAAGUCUGGUCGUGUCCGAGAUUGUCGGGGAUGCCUACUCCCACGGAUUAA